CCUUCAGAGCGACGGAGAGGAAGCAGACAGCUCGUGAAGAAGUGAGAAUUUAAGAGCAAGAGAUUUCACAGAAUAAGGAACAAAAAAACACAAUCGGCAUCACGGAGGAUUAUCUAACAUCUUUAACAACAUUUCUUUGUGUGUGUGAAAAAGUGAAAUCGUCGCGAUGAGGAAAUUGUGGAGAUGCCUUUGCUUCCUCGUUGUAGCCUUUUCUUCAGCUUCCAGAGGAGCGAAUGAAACGGCUGUUACACCAGAGCUCCCCCCCCCCACUCCUCCUCCAAUGGGAUCUGAUGAAACUCAAAAUGAAUCCAGCUCCACCCUAGAGACCCCCGUGUUUAACAACACAUCAGCGAACACACCAGAUCUGCCUUCAACAAACCUUACGACCAAAGAAGACCUUGGAUCGGAGGACUCGUUUAAUGGCACCACAGAAGAAGACAGCGUCAGCACGACAUUUAUUGGGAUAGGCGGGGCUAACGAAGUCACGACGACCGUUUCCAUAGAGACGGACAUUUCCUCGUCAACACCAGUAACAAGUGGAGGCACAGGUCAUUCCUCCUGGGGCUAUGUGCUCCUGGUGUUAAUCAUCGUGGUGAUUAUUAUUCUGUGCGUCAUGCUCUACUUCCUCAGGAGAGUCUCCAGGACGUACUCUUUCGACCUCCAUCGUCCGAUUCCCUCAAACCAUCGCAACGACCCCGUCGGCACCUUUGAGCCCGUCUACCUGGACGACCUGGCCCCUAAAGACCAAGGAAACACUGAAGACGUUCCACCUCCUCCUCCGGUAUCCAACGGCACAACAAUUCAGACGGAGGAACGGGAAUCCAAUGGAGAGAGCGCUCCUCAGGAACCGUCAGCAGCAAACGGUUCGGAGGCUUCGCCCGGACACACCGACCUGUCGCUGAUCGGAGACGCAGAGGAAAAGACCUCCAGUCCAUCGGGAAGCACCAGCAUCUUCUUCGACACUAUAGGGGAGGAACAGCAGAACGAAAACAACAACAACCCAUCGGUUUGCUCCAGUGACCCGUUUGUUGAAAUACACCUGGAAGAUAAUCUCCUCACCUCCUUUGAAGCUCCUUCCUCCGUCCUGCCCUUCUCUCCUUUCUCCUUCUCCUCUUAUUCCUCUUCCUCUUAGCGCCUCCAAUGAUCAGAAUCAGAAUCAUUGUAUUACCAAGUAGGUUAAGAGAUAUUAGGAAGUCAUCUUGGUGUAUUUGGUGCAUACAUAAACACAGUCAAAGAAGAUAGAAUUGUAAGAAAAGGACCAUUAAAUAAAACAAGGUUAAAAAAACGAUUUAACGAAAAAUAUUAUAACAUUAAAAUACAGCAAUAUGUAUAUGAAAUAUAGAAGAAAUAUAGAUGUAUAUACCCGUAACAAAUAAAAUAUAAUAAAAUAAAGUGUGCGCAGUAUUCGUAUGAUGAAGCGUACUUGAAACACACACACACACAUUCCAUGUAUACAUCACUUCAGGGGACAUUACAUUGACUUACAUGCAUUUCCUGGAGACUUGAGAUCCUAACCUUAACCAUAACCAACACAUGCCUAACCCUAACCCUUAACCUUACCCUAAUCCUAACCCUAACCAAGUCUUCACCCUAAAAUGAAUGAUCCCCCUCAUGGGGACCUCCAUGCUGUCCCCAUAAGGGAGGCGAGUCCCCACACGUGACUGUGUAAACAGAUUUAGGUCCCCACAAGUAUAGUAAUGCUAGGCCGGAAGUUAUUUAAGACUUUUUGUCCUCAGAUCAGUGAAACAGCAGUUAGCUCAGUUAGCAGAAACUACCGUUAGCUCUAAGCUAACUGGCUAAGCUAACUAGUAGGAUGACUAGGCAGUUUAUUUGUAUUGCCGUUUCAAAUGUAUUAGGAGUAUUAAUACAUAUAGAAAUAACAAGUAAAUAGAGAGCGACAGUAACUGUAUAAUAUGACUGUUAAACAGAUAUACAUUCAUAUUUUAAAAAGCUAUUUUGUGAAGUUAGACACCUCUCUGUGGAAAAUACUAGAAACUGAAAUCAUGUAGGACUUUUUAUUUGUAGUAUCUUCAGUAUUUUUACAUAAGAUUGGGUUUUUUUAAUUUAUUUUUCAGAAAAUACAUUUUACUGCUGACAUUUUGCUUAAAUGAGAUGGGUUUUGGAUCAGACUGACAUACAAAUGCAUGUGUUGUAUAGACAAACUGAUGUUGUUUUUUAAUCAUUAUGCCUUGUGUUCGUGUUUUCAGUGGCUUGUAAUUAUAUUUUGAAUACAUGAGAACUUUUUCAGGAGUUGUACAACUGUUAUUUUUCACAAUUGCUAGAUCUGUUUACAUUUUUUAAAUAAAGUUUCACUCCAACAGUU
Gymnodraco acuticeps is the source of this 2323-nucleotide messenger RNA. RefSeq lists its product as uncharacterized. The record is from RefSeq and is a predicted model, not a curated record. Bases 167 to 1132 code for a protein of 321 amino acids. NCBI's taxonomy places the organism in Eukaryota, Metazoa, Chordata, Actinopteri, Perciformes, Bathydraconidae. The transcript is spliced from 10 exons.